Spinacia oleracea (spinach) is the source of this 6642-nucleotide messenger RNA. RefSeq names its product rRNA biogenesis protein RRP5. Gene Ontology annotation, cellular component: nucleolus; small-subunit processome. Gene Ontology annotation, molecular function: RNA binding; protein binding. The coding region runs from base 256 to 5946 and encodes 1896 amino acids. Lineage: Eukaryota; Viridiplantae; Streptophyta; Magnoliopsida; Caryophyllales; Amaranthaceae. The record is from RefSeq and is a predicted model, not a curated record. Gene Ontology annotation, biological process: rRNA processing. The transcript is spliced from 22 exons.
AUGAAUUUUGUCCCUCUCAGCUGUUCUUCAUCUCCUUCCUCAUUCUGACUGCCUACUCCUCCUACAACCCUAACUAUCUUCCUCCAACCUCUGGUCGGCGGCUCCUCUUCCAACCACAUCUCCUCCUCCGCCGCUGAUUUUCUCGAUUAAUAUUUUCUCUCCGCAUUGUGUAGUCGUAGUUGUACCGCUCCCUAGUCGGCGCCGCCUCUGCAAACCGCCUCUCAUCUCUGCUGCUGCUAUUCUCGAUACAACACAAUGGCACCUCCACAUAAUAAGAACCUGAAGAGGAAAUCCGGGGAACGGCAAAAUAAACCAUUAAAAUCUGGUGAUACUGCUCCUUCUCAGGCCUUGCCACUUCAAUUUGAUGAUGAUGCUCCCGAUUUUCCGAGAGGAGGAGGAAGCCGGUUGAGUCGAGAAGAGAGAGAUGGAAUUAAGGCUGAAGUUGACGAGGAGUUUGAUGCCGAAUUGAGGGACUCGAAGAGGAAGAAGAAUAGUAAGAAGAAAAAUCAUGCCAAUACACCGAUUGACGACGAUUUUGGUUCACUUUUUGGAGAGGGGAUUUCAGGAAAAUUACCUAGGUUUGCAAAUAAGAUCACUUUAAAGAAUCUUUCUCCGGGAAUGAAGUUAUUUGGAGUUGUUGCUGAAGUAAAUGAGAAAGACCUUGCUGUAAGCCUUCCUGGUGGCUUGCGUGGAUUAGUUCGGGCUAGUGAAGCGGUUGAGCCUGCUUUAGCAGAUAAUAUUAAGGAUGUAGAGGGUCAUUUCCUCUCAGGCCUGUAUCAUGUUGGCCAGCUCGUGUCAUGUGUCGUAUUGAAAGUGGAUGAUGAUAAGAAAGAGACAGGGAAGGGAAAGGUUUGGCUUUCAUUACGUCUUUCUCUAUUGCACAAGGGCUACUCUUUGGAUGCAGUUCAAGAAGGGAUGGUCUUGACUGCAAACGUGAAAAGCAUUGAAGAUCAUGGUUACAUUCUCCACUUUGGGCUGCCUUCUUUUACUGGAUUUUUGCCAAAGAAAAGUGAUAAAGAUGCUAGGGAGUUAAAGAUGACUGCAGGGCAGCUUGUGCAGGGAGUAGUUAAAAAUAUUGAUAAUGUUCGUAAAGUAGUUUAUCUGACUACUGAUAGAGAUAUGGUGUCUAAAUGUGUGAUGAAGGAUCUUAAGGGUUUUUCGCUUGAUCUUCUUGUGCCUGGCAUGAUGGUUAAUGCACGAAUACAGUCUACACUUGAAAACGGGAUUAUGUUAUCUUUUCUAACUUAUUUCACCGGAACUGUUGAUAUAUUUCAUUUGCAGAAUGGAUUUCCUUCCUCUAACUGGAAAACCCAGUAUGAAAAAAAUAAAAAGGUCAAUGCUCGGAUUCUCUUCAUUGAUCCGUCUAGUCGGGCUGUUGGGUUGACGAUGAAUCCUCAUCUCCUUCUCAACAAAGCUCCCCCAUCUCUCGUCAAGACAGGAGAGAUCUAUGAACACGCCAAAGUUGUCAGAAUAGAUAAGGAUUGGGGCCUUUUGCUUGAAAUCCCAUCCUCUCCAGCUCCCACUCCUGCAUAUGUGACUAUUGGUGAUGUGGCUGAUAAAGAUAUCCAUAAACUUGAGAAGACAUUUAGGGAAGGGACUGAUGUUCGAGCAAGAAUACUUGGGUUUAGGCACUUGGAAGGGCUCGCUAUGGGGGUUUUAAAGGCUAGUGCAUUUGAAGGUGCAGUCUUUACUCAUGCAGAUGUCAAGCCUGGAAUGGUAGUGAAGGCUAAAGUUAUUUCGGUCAUGAGUUCAGGUGCUAUUGUGCAAUUUCCCAGCGGUGUCAAGGCACUUUGUCCUCUAGUACAUAUGUCUGAAUAUGAUAUUGAGAAGCCUCGCAAAAAGUUCAAGAUUGGAGCAGAGUUCAUCUUUCGCGUUCUUGGUUGCAAGUCAAAGAGAAUAACUGUUACACAUAAGAAAACACUUGUGAAAUCAAAACUUAGCAUCCUUAGUUCCUACACCGACGCAACUGAAGGAUUGAUAACCCAUGGAUGGAUUACGAAGAUUGAGAUGCUUGGAUGCUUUGUCCGAUUUUACAAUGGAGUUCACGGAUUUGCCCCGAGAUCUGAGCUUGGUUUAGAGCCAAGGUGUGACACAAGCUCAAGAUAUCAUGUUGGGCAAGUGGUUAAAUGUAGAGUAACAAGUUCGAUUCCCGCUUCACGUCGUAUCAGUCUUAGCUUUAUUAUAUCACCAACUAAGGUUUCUGAGGAUGACAUGGUCAAGUUGGGUAGUGUGGUAUCUGGAGUGGUUGAGCUUGUCAUGCCCAAUGCCAUAUUCUUACAUGUAAAUGUAAAAGGAAACAUGAAGGGUACAUUAUAUACUGAACAUUUAGCUGACCACCAGGGACAAUCUGCACAGCUGAAGUCAGUCUUGAAACCUGGGCAUGAACUUCCUGAGCUGCUGGUGCUAGAUAUUGAAGGAAACAAUAUUAUACUUAGUGCAAAAUAUUCUCUCAUUCAUGCUAAGCCUCAGCUUCCUGCUGAUACCACACAGAUCACUCUGAACUCAGUGAUCAAUGGUUAUGUAUGUAACUUGAUUGAAACUGGAUGUUUUGUCCGAUUUCUUGGACGCUUGACCGGCUUCUCUCCAAGGAAAAAGGCACUAGAUGACCGUAACAUUAAUCUUUCUGAAGCCUUUUUUGUUGGACAGUCAGUACGCUGCAAUGUCCUUGAAAUCAACAAUGAAAGUGACCGCUUAACAUUGUCACUGAAGCAGUCAAGUUGCUCAUCUACUGAUACUUCCUUCCUCCAAUCAUAUUUUCUAACAGAGGAGAAAAUUACCGCGAUUCAAGUGUCAGAUUCAAAUAGCGCGGAGUUUGGUUGGCCAGAAAAUUUGAAUAUUGGAUGUGUUGUGGAAGGUAAAAUUAACGAGGCUAAAGAUUUUGGGGUUGUUAUCAGCUUUGAGAAGUAUAGUGAUGUUUUUGGUUUUAUUACACAGUAUCAAUUGAGUGGGAAGACUCUAGAAACUGGCUCCACUAUUAAAGCUAUAGUUCUGGAUGUUUCUAAGUCAGAGCGUCUAGUGGACCUGUCCUUGAAGCCAGAAUUUGUUGAGGGGUCUAAAAAAGAUGUUUGUGUGGCUAAGAAGAAACGAAGAAGAGAAUCGAAGGAAUUCAAAGUGCAUGAAACAGUAAAAGCUGUUGUUGAAUUAGUGAAAGAGGAUUACUUGGUAGUUUCGUUACCAGAGCAUAACUUUUCAAUUGGAUAUGCAGCAGUAGCUGAUUAUAAUAUGCAAAAGCUACACCGGAAGCAGUUUUCUACUGGGGAAACAGUUGUGGCAACAAUCAUGGCACUUCCGAGUGAUUCAACAGCUGGGAGAUUACUUCUGCUCCUUGAAUCCUGUAACCAGGCCGUGGAGACUUCAAGUUCAAAGAAGGCAAAGAAGAGGUCUGGCUAUGACAUUGGCUCUCUGGUCCAUGCAGAGAUUACCGACAUUAAACCUCUUGAGAUGUGGUUGAAGUUUGGAAUUGGAUUUCGGGGGAGAGUUCACAUUGCGGAGGUAAAUGAUGAGUUUGGUGUUGAAGAUCCCUUCUCUGCAUACAAAGUCGGGCAGGCAUUGACCGCUAGGAUUGUUGCAAAUUGUGUGAAGCCAGAGAACAAUAAAAAAGGAAGCCCGUGGGAAUUGUCUCUAAAACCAUCAAUGAUUUCUGGUUCUAGUGCAAUGGAGAAGAUGCAAAUAACUGAGGAUUUCAACUUCUCAGUAGGACAGCAUGUCAGUGGUUAUGUGUACAAAGUAGAUAAAGAGUGGGUCUGGUUAGCAGUCUCUCGACAAGUGAAGGCUAAGCUUUUUAUUCUCGACAGUGCAAGUGAACCAAGCGACUUGGAGAAGUUUCAGAAGCGGUUCCGUUUGGGGGCUUCUCUCUCUGGGUACAUAUUGAGUAUGAGCAAAGAAUGGAAGUCCUUGCGUUUGGUCUUGCAUCCGUUUUCUACUACCUCUGAUGGAUUAAUUGGUGGAACGGAGAAUAGUUACACAUCAGAUGAGAAAGAAGUGUGUCAUGUACAUAACGGUGAUGUUCUUGGUGGCAGAGUGUGGAAGAUUCUUCCUGGUGUCGCUGGCAUUCUUGUGCAGAUAGGACCCCACAUAUAUGGUAAAGUUCACUACACCGAACUUGCUGAUCCCUGGGUUUCUGAUCCCUUAUCUGGCUACCAUGAAGGUCAAUUUGUUAAAUGUAAAGUCCUAGAAAUCAACCACUUAGCUAAAGGUUCUGUCCACAUCGAUUUAUCAUUGCGCUCCUUAGAGGAUACCGAAUCUAGGGACUCCCAUAGCGGGUUUAUUCAGAAGAUCGAGGACCUUCAGCCUGAUAUGGUGGUGAACGGUUAUGUUAAGAGUGUUACUCCCAAGGGCUGCUUCAUUUUGCUUUCCAGGAAUGUUGAUGCAAAAAUCAAGGUUGCCAACUUGUCUGAUGGAUAUGUUGAGGAUCUUGUAAAGGAAUUUCCUGUUGGUAAACUUGUAAAGGGGAAAGUUUUAUCGGUGGAGCCUUUAUCCAAGCGUGUUGAGGUUACUCUGAAGACAGAUAAUAAGAGUAGCAGAUUUGAGUUGAGUGAUUAUGGUAGUGUGAAAGUUGGUCAUGUUGUGAGUGGUAGGAUUAAACGGGUUGAAUCAUUUGGUCUCUUUAUUGUGAUUGAUAAUGCAAACUUGGUUGGAUUAUGUCAUGUUUCAGAGAUAUCUGAUGAUCAUGUUGACAAUCUUGAUGACCUAUUUAGAGCAGGGGAGAGAGUUACUGCAAAAGUUUUGAAAGUGGAUUUGGAAAGACACCGAAUAUCACUUGGAAUGAAGGCUUCAUAUUUUGAUGAUGAGGAACAUGGGAAUGAUAACAAAAUGGUGCAGGUUGAUUCAGUUAAUAGUUCUAUAACUGUGCCACAAGCUAAAGGUGACACCACUCAAGUUGAACAUUCCGAUUCUGCGUUUCUUGAAGAUGGAUCAGCUCUUGUCCAAGUGGAAUCUAGGGCUUCUGUGCCUCCUCUGGAGGUUACCCUUGAUGAUCUUGAGGAUGAUGAGGUGAUUGAUCAACCUGACAACAAGGAAACAAAUACUAAUUGUUCCAUUGCUGUUGAUGAGAAGAGCAAGAGGCAGGCUAAGAAAAAAGCAAAGGAAGAGAAGGAACUACAAAUCAGGGCUGCUGAACAACGUUUGCUUGAGGCUGAUAUCCCAAGAACUAGCGAUGAGUUUGAGAAAGUGGUUAGAAGCUCCCCAAACAGCAGCUUUGUAUGGAUAAAAUACAUGCAAUUUAUGCUUUCUAUGGCUGAUGUCGAGGGAGCCCGGUCUGUGGCUGAAAGGGCCUUGAAAACAAUCAACCUCACUUGUGAAACGGAGAAGCUAAACGUAUGGGUGGCAUACCUUAAUCUGGAAAAUCAGUAUGGGAAUCCUCAUGAGGAGGCGGUAGUAAGACUAUUCCAGAGAGCAUUGCAGUACUGUGAUCACCUAAAUCUGCAUUUGGAGCUGUUGGGUUUAUAUGAAAGGACGGAACAGCAUAAGUUGGCUGAUGAGCUUCUUGAAAAAAUGGUCAAAAAGUUUAAACAGUCGUGCGAGGUAUGGAUGAGGCAAAUUCAGUGGCUUUUAAAGCAAAAUCCGGAGGAAGUUGAUAAGAUGAUGAAUCGUGCUCUUUUAUCUCUUCCAAAGCAUGAACACAUACAGUUUCUUUCACAAGUAGCUGUCCUUCAGUUCAAAAAUGGGGUUCCUGAUAAAGGGCGUUCAAUAUUUGAGAAAAUGUUGCGUGAAUAUCCAAAGAGAAGAGACCUAUGGAGUGUUUAUCUUGAUCAAGAAAUUCGAUUGGGUGAUGUUGACAACACACGUGCGUUGUUUGAAAGAGCAAUUAGUUUGAGCCUUCCUGCAAGAAAGAUGAAGUUCUUGUUCAAGAAGUAUCACACUUACGAAAAGUCACUUGGUGAUGAAAAACGGAUUCAGAAUGUGGCUCAGAAGGCCAAGGAAUACGUGGCCACAUCUACAGUAUGAGAUGGACUGCUCUGUGUUGUUCUACUUGCCUUUCCCCCAGUGAUUGUUGACUGAAAUGGAGAGCACACACAGUAGAGGCAUUGCCACUUGAAAGAUCAUUGGCAACUGGGGCUAAACAAAUGUGGUAUUGGUCACUGUCUUUGAUGGAGAUGGUGCUGAGAAGAAUCUCCUUAACUGCAGUAGCCCCUUGCCCCCCUUAUUUUCUCCGAGGUAUGCGGGAAUUUUUGGGGGAUUUCAGCUGCGUUUAGAGAGCACUAUAACCAGAGGUUGAUGAAAAGUCUCUUGUUUGGGGCCCAUAAUUUUGUAUGUUGGUGCUGUAAAUUAAGAAUGUUUCUGGAAAUUUCGGAUUAGAAUUCUGAUGGACUGCGUUGUGGCUUUCAUUUUGUGGGGAGAGCUAUGUGUUCUUAUAGUAGGAGGUGUCAAUUUAAUGUGUAAAGUUCAGCUUCCUUAGGACCUCAUGUUUUAGCACCUCAUAUACUUGGUUAAGGGUAUUGUUUUAUUAUCUUAUUGAAAUUUUGUCAAUUUUUUUUGAAACAUUGUAUCUUAUUGAUGUGUAAAAGAACUCGUAAUAUCAUUUAGAGGUUCUCAUCAUAUGAGAUUUUAUUUUCAUGGAUGUUGCCAUUGUUGAUUUGGAUUGUAAUACAGAAUUGUAAGAUCAUAAAAAUUUCUAUCAUAUUGAAGCACGUUGAGGAAUAA